This is a messenger RNA of Strongylus vulgaris, 165 nucleotides long. The record is from the annotation of a GenBank genome assembly. Lineage: Eukaryota; Metazoa; Nematoda; Chromadorea; Rhabditida; Strongylidae.
UUGCAGGGCCCGAAGACCUUUUCACGAACUUCUUACGAAAAAGGAGUAGUCAUUGUUACCUGUGAUCAUUGCAGAAAUCACCAUAUCAUCGCGGAUAAUCUAGGCUGGUUUCAGGAUUUCAAGGUACAGGUUCUUCCUUUGAGAAGCUUACUUUUCUCUAAUUAG